Rhinopithecus roxellana (golden snub-nosed monkey) is the source of this 2752-nucleotide messenger RNA. RefSeq names its product suppressor of cytokine signaling 2 (gene SOCS2). Bases 1136 to 1732 code for a protein of 198 amino acids. Gene Ontology annotation, cellular component: phosphatidylinositol 3-kinase complex. Gene Ontology annotation, biological process: phosphatidylinositol phosphate biosynthetic process; intracellular signal transduction. NCBI's taxonomy places the organism in Eukaryota, Metazoa, Chordata, Mammalia, Primates, Cercopithecidae. Gene Ontology annotation, molecular function: 1-phosphatidylinositol-3-kinase regulator activity. The record is from RefSeq and is a predicted model, not a curated record. The transcript has 3 exons.
UCCGCCCCAAGGAGAGUUGCAGGGGAGGGCGGCGAGGCGCGGCAGCGUGCGCCGGGGAGCGGCGGACGGCCUGGGCUUCCGCCGCUCGGAGCACCGGCGAAGAGAGAGUCCGAGCUGCGGCUCUGCCCCGCGGCCUGGCGUUGCUGCCUGCUUUCUCCGGCCCCUUCUUGGCGUCGGGAAGUGUCUGGAGUUUCUUUUUUUUUAUUUAACCUAAACUGCCAUCCAAAUUAAUAAUCCUCCUAAUAACCUGAUCUCCCGCUCCUCCCCACCGGCCUGCCUCCUGCCCUCGCUCCUUCCUCCCUCCCUCUCUCCUUCCCCACCUCCAGGGUCGCAGCCGGAGGGAAACCCGGCAGCAGUCCGAGGGUGGGGUGUCCCAGCCCGGAGGGGGCGUCGCCGCGCGGUGGGGGAGGGGGUCGAGGCAAUGAUCCUCGAGGCUUUUGUGUGCCCUCUGCGCACGGAACUCCGGCCGCCGCCUCCGAGCGCUGGGCUGGUCGCAUCCCCGGGCAUCUCGUUCCCAAAUUAAACGUUAACGGGGGAAACAAGGGUAGAUGCCCCUCCUCUCCUGGGCCCCACCCGCUCCCCCCCACCCCGCCCCAUGUCCGCUGAGGAGGCUGCCUGGUGCGGAGGCGGCGGCAGCCGAGGUCGAGGUAAGAGCGCGGCGUUGGAGGUUUGCACUUCCCGCAGCGCUCGCGACCGCCCGCUCGGCCCCGGCCUCGGCUCGGAGCCCCGCGAAGGCUGCGCGCUGGGGCCGAUUCCUCGACAGCGCCCGCGGCGGCGAGAGCUACCGCAGCCAUCCUGGUCCGGGAGCGACCGCCGCAGCGCCCCCAACCCCUCCAGAGCGGGCACCGGGGGGAAGCGGGGGGAAGGGAGCGAGGAACCUCCCGGGCGGGGAUGCGGCAGCUGCCGCGCCACCGCACCCCGGGCGAUCAGUGGGUGACCGCGUCUGCGAGGGACUUUGUCAUCCGUCCUCCAAGACGUGGGGAGAAAAAGCCCCAUCCUUUGCCUCUCUGCCACCAUUUCGGACACCCCGCAGGGACUCGUUUUGGGAUUCGCACUGACUUCAAGGAAGGACACGAUCCCUUCUCUGACCCCAGCUCGGGCGGCCACCUGUCUUUGCCGCGGUGACCCUUCUCCCAUGACCCUGCGGUGCCUCGAGCCCUCCGGGAAUGGCGGAGAAGGGACGCGGAGCCAGUGGGGGACCGCAGGGUCGGCGGAGGAGCCAUCCCCGGAGGCGGCGCGUCUGGCGAAGGCCCUGCGGGAGCUGGGUCAGACAGGAUGGUACUGGGGAAGUAUGACUGUUAAUGAAGCCAAAGAGAAAUUAAAAGAGGCACCAGAAGGAACUUUCUUGAUUAGAGAUAGCUCGCAUUCAGACUACCUACUAACAAUAUCUGUUAAAACGUCAGCUGGACCAACUAAUCUUCGAAUCGAAUACCAAGACGGAAAAUUCAGAUUGGACUCUAUCAUAUGUGUCAAAUCCAAGCUUAAACAAUUUGACAGUGUGGUUCAUCUGAUCGACUACUAUGUUCAGAUGUGCAAGGAUAAGCGGACAGGGCCAGAAGCCCCCCGGAACGGCACCGUUCACCUUUAUCUGACCAACCCGCUCUACACGUCAGCACCAUCUCUGCAGCAUCUCUGUAGGCUCACCAUUAACAAAUGUACAGGUGCCAUCUGGGGACUGCCUUUACCAACAAGACUAAAAGAUUACUUGGAAGAAUAUAAAUUCCAGGUAUAAAUGUUUCUCUUUUUUUAAACAUGUCUCACAUAGAGUAUCUCCGAAUGCAGCUAUGUAAAAGAGAACCAAAACUUGAGUGCUCUGGAUAACUAUAUGGAAUACUUUCUAAGAAAAGCUGAAGCUAAUCUAAUUUAAAUGCUUGAAGAGGUAGCUAGGUGUUUAAAGUUCCUCCACGUACUUUUACCUGAGUGAUGCUUCCCUUCUUAAGGCUGACCAAGACCAGUUGAUCCUUUUAGAUUAAAAAUAAAAUGUCGCAUGUAAAGGCUGAAGGCACGUUUUAUCAGAAUGGCUUGCCUUCCUAGGUUCCUUUCCAUUAUGUCAAAGGUCCAGGCUCCAGUAGGAGAGAAAGAACUCCUCAUAGGAAUACUGAAGAAGUGGGAGGAACCAAGCUGACACAGGCCUCACUGCAAUUUGAUAUGCCUGCUGAUCAGAGUCUCUUUUGGGCAUUUUAUAUUUUGCAUUCUGAUGUACCUAGGAGUUUUGUUAAACAGAUUAUGUGUGUGAGUUUCCCAUUUUAUGCAAUUAACCAAAUCAACCAAAAAAAAGUGACCAUGAAGUCCUGUAUUUGUCUUUUUACUACAUGUAUAUACUCUCAUGUGAAUGAGUACUGUAGUAAUCCAUUUUAAGGGAGCCUUAUUUCAGAAAUAUUUCAAACUGGUGCAAAUGGAAAAGACUUUCUCUUUUCCUUUAAGGCUAAAGACAAGAAUGUCAUGCUAUACAGGUGCAACUCAAUCCCUGUUAAUAAAAACCAAUGUAGGUAUAGGCAUUUUACCCUUUAAAAUAGCUGUGUCCCAACCUGUUGCCAUUGAUUUUUUGGAAAUGGCUUUAGAAAUGUCCAAGUUGUCCUUGAAUUGUCUAACCAUGGACAUAAACCGUUGUCUCCCUUCUACUGUGUAGAAUACUUUGACUUAAUUUUCUUCCAGAUACAGGGGGAUACCUGCCUGUUUUUCAAAGUGUUUAUUUACUGCUGUUACUAUUUGAUUAGAAUGUAUUAAAUAAAAAAAAACCUGAUUUCUACAA